ACUAAAACAACCAGUAGCUCUGUGUGUUUUCCAAAACAAAAACACUAAAAUCACAAGGCCAACCUCUACAGGGAAAAUUGCCAAGAUCCUUGUAACAGGAAACUUCUGAUCAUUAACGUGCUGCGCAGUUAUCUUGGUAUAUAUUAACAAAUUGAACAUCGAUUAAUAAUGGAAGUUUUCUCAUGAUUCCUUUAUCUGAAAUAAAUUGGAAAUAAUUUUAAAAAUUAGCUAACUGAGCACAUGAAUGAUUAUCUACAGCAGUGAGUGAACUAACACACAAGACAUAUUUCAUUAUUUGCUACUUUGGAUUGCAUUGUGUUAGGGCUUUGUGCAAGGAUUAUUAAAUUACUACAAUGGAGGGGUUGCUCACAGAACUCCAAUGCCCAAUAUGUUUAGAACUAUAUACUCAUCCAGUUAUCUUACCAUGCUCACACGUGCUAUGUAAGGCACCGUGUGGUGAGCGCAUGUUUGAACACAGCUUCAUCAAGUGUCCAGUAUGUAGGGAUACAUCAUACGUCAGUGGUGGUAUUGCAAGUCUCCCGAGAGUCAUCACAAUUGAGAACAUAAUUGAUAGAUACAGAGCGGAGACUGAAGAUAGUGACUCAACCGAAUCAGAUGAAGAUGGCUCCCCCUUGUGUCAGCUGUGUAAAUCAGGAAACGAACGAAAAGCAAAGAAAAUAUGUGUUGAUUGUAAUGCAUCAUAUUGUCACCAUUGCCUGGAACUAUCUCAUCCUAAUCGUGAACCAUUCAGUAAUCAUAUACUAAAUGAGCCAGUAAAACAGCUUCAGGCAAAGACAACACUAUGCAUGGUACAUAGUGAAGCAGCUACUGUUUAUUGCCAGGGUUGUAAGACACUUGGCUGUAACACAUGCAUACAAGACAGCACACACGCAGGACACCCUGUCACCCCUGUGGAGCAAGCCUAUGCUAUGAUCAGGGGUGUCCUAGAUAACAGCCUUCAGAAGUUGGAAUCCAGUCAUGGGCAGUUGAAUGAAAUCAUUAAAGGACACAGAACUGAACUCAAGGAACUCCGAGAGAAAGUACAACAAUCCCGUCAACGUAUUCAACAGCAGUGUGAUGCCUUGAUCGCAGAAAUUGAAGUUAAGCGUAGUUUCUUCCUGAGCGAUCUACAAUAUGAAGAGAACAGCAAGACACGUGGGAUUGAAAAUAUAAUAGAGGAGUACCAGAGACAGAAGGUUCACAGUGAGAGUCUGGCACACUAUGCCAAGGAAGUGCUCAAGGAAACUGACCCUUCAUCAUUUUUACAGUUGGCUAACUCUGUGAAUGAUAAAGUGAUGAAGGGCACCCCUGAGGCCAGCCACCUUGUGAUUUCACAGACAUUGCAGGUCAAAAACAAUGUUGUUGACUUCCGUAAAGAAAAGGCCAUGCUAAGGGACAUGACAUACCUUUCAGCUCCUAGUACCCCAGUUGUUGAUGUGAGCAAGUGUACCAGAUCAAGCGACAGUGUUGUCCUGGUGUUGCAACCAUGUAGCUAUGACGAUGUGGUAGAUGGUUACUCAGUCUGUUACUGUUCACUAGAACAGAAGGCUAAGGGAGAACAGGAGAUUGUUACAUUCAAGACACCUCUGGAAGAGCGUAAGUUUGGCUACAGCCAGGCUCACAACACUGCUACCAGCCUCAUUGUGAAUAACCUGGAGAGCGAUACACUGUAUUAUUUCUGCGUCAUGGCGAGCAAUGGGGCGGGAGACAGCUGUAACUCUGAUAUCAUCAACUGUACAACUAUGGCUAAAAACCAGAGUCGAGUGCCAGUGCCUGAAAUUGAGCGUUCAAUGUGUCAGUCAUUCACUACCUCAAUAAUGAUCUUCAGUCCCAGUCCUCCAGAGAGUAACGAGGAUACCGCCCACUAUUUACUCUAUCGGGAGUCCACAGGUACAAAGGUGUGGAAAAGCACCCCUACGUACAAGACAGACACGCACAGGGUGUUUGGGCUGGAACCAGACACUCAAUAUAGCUUCCUGAUACUUGCUUGUAAUCAGAUUGGAGAAUGCCACAUGUCUAAUCAGUCUACACUUUCAACACAGAGAUCAGCAUACUGAGAUUGGGAGACAGAGAUUGUGAUAGGCCUACAGAAUGAUGAUUUAUAGGGACUGAGAUCUGAUAAAUCUGUUCAGAUUGAAUAGACAAUUAUGCAAUGGAGUCCUGCAUAUUGAUACAUGAAUUCAAAAUAUUUCAUAGUAACAGGAAUCUGAAAGAUUUGUUCAGAUUGAAUAGACAAUUGUGAAUGGUUGGCAAUUUAAAUAUAAUGUUGAGAUUGUAGUACCAGAGGUAUGAUAUUAUGAUAGAUGUGUGAGCUUGUAGUGAGAGAGAUCUGGUAUUAUAGUAUCCUUGGUAUGAUAUUAUAGUGACAAGUAUGAUAUUAUAGUGACACAGAUAUCAUAUCGACAUAUGUGUGUAUGAUACUAUAGUGAUGGAUCUGUGAUAUUAUAGUAUAUGAUGUACAUACACAUUUUAAAUAUGGGAGAUUAUAGUGUUAGAGAUCUGUGAGUACAUUGACAGAUGAUAUGUAUGUUUGAUAUUUUACUUAUACUUAUAGAUG
Owenia fusiformis is the source of this 2557-nucleotide messenger RNA. The record is from the annotation of a GenBank genome assembly. NCBI's taxonomy places the organism in Eukaryota, Metazoa, Annelida, Polychaeta, Sabellida, Oweniidae.